CCAUCCACGUAAGCAAGGUCAUUACACAAAGGAUCAACUCCUACACUAAAAAAGGAUUUGUCAGAAUCAAUUAGAAAAUGCUGGGCUUGAGGCUGGAGGCGGAGGAUGAAGGUGGGAAGAGAAAGGACACUUCAUUGUACAGCCAUUUUCAAGUUAUAUUUCACUACUAGUGCGUGCACUAGAUUGCUCAUCUCAGAAUUGUGGGGGAUUUGGUAAUAGCAACAGGCAACUUUACUAGCAGAAUUGCUGUUGAACAUUCCCUGAGAGAGAGAGAACAGUCCGAAAAAGUUGAGUGCCUCAGAGCAGCUGAAAAAUGACAGAGAACAAUCCUCCUGCAGCUAACCUCAAUGCAGACGCAGCAGCAAACACUGGGCCUACCACGCCGCGCAAGGGGCCUCCCAAGUUCAAGCAAAGGCAAACACGACAGUUCAAGAGCAAGCCCCCAAAGAAAGGAGUAAAAGGGUUUGGAGAUGAUAUACCAGGAAUGGAAGGACUUGGAACAGAUAUCACAGUGAUCUGCCCCUGGGAAGCUUUCAGUCAUCUGGAGCUUCAUGAGUUGGCACAGUUUGGAAUCAUCUAAGCCCUCAGAAUCUUUGCUUGUUUAUUUAGUGACAUUGGGAGUUAUGGAACAGUCCUCAUCACCCAUAAGACUUAUUUCUAUCCUUCAUCCAAAAUGAUGGCAUCAUACAGAAACAGUUGGCUUUAUGGAUAUAAGUCAGUUCUGGCCAACUGUGUUUUUUGGGUUAACUUUGCAAGAAAUUAAGAAAUGCUGCUAAAAUACCCAAUUGGCUGAUCACUUAAUAGCCUGAAAAGCAUCUGCAUAUUUUCCUGUAAAAUAGCUUAGGUUCUUUCUACCUAAAAUAUAUGGCAUGUCCAUGUAUGACAUGUAUCCAAUUGUGAUUUCUUUGUAUAUAUUUAAAAAUCUUGCCCAUAAUUCUCCAUCUUGUAAAUGUGCGUGCCUAUACUGUACAGGCAAUCCUAGAGUUCCCUGCAGUUUAAUCCAGUAUUAAACUCCACAGUA
Molecule: messenger RNA, 1021 nt
Organism: Sceloporus undulatus (fence lizard)
Lineage: Eukaryota; Metazoa; Chordata; Lepidosauria; Squamata; Phrynosomatidae
Gene: PDE6H
Product: phosphodiesterase 6H
Exons: 4
Coding region: 314-580 (88 amino acids)
Biological process (GO): positive regulation of epidermal growth factor receptor signaling pathway; visual perception; positive regulation of G protein-coupled receptor signaling pathway
Cellular component (GO): photoreceptor outer segment membrane
Molecular function (GO): 3',5'-cyclic-nucleotide phosphodiesterase activity; cGMP binding
Source: RefSeq, a predicted model, not a curated record